Molecule: messenger RNA, 8661 nt
Organism: Pelobates cultripes (western spadefoot toad)
Lineage: Eukaryota; Metazoa; Chordata; Amphibia; Anura; Pelobatidae
Source: the annotation of a GenBank genome assembly
UGGCUGUGAUGUUUAAUGUACUGUUUACUAACUGCAUGUAUUGCUGUAUUUAACCCCUUAAGGACCAAACUUCUGGAAUAAAAGGGAAUCAUGACAUGUCACACGUCAUGUGUCCUUAAGGGGUUAAAAUGACUUGUUUUCAUGUUACAUGCAAGAUCCUGCCUAUUCUUAUUUUUCUUGUGCAACUUCUCCGUGGAUGAUCUGUAGCAAUUUGGUUUUCAGGAUUUUUUUAUUUACAUUAGACAUCUUUAAUUUAAUGAAUCCUUUUUUUUUUUUUUUUUUUCACAGGAUUAGCAAACUGAAGUGACUAGAACAUGGCGUGGAACGGCGGACAGAACAGUAAUGGUGCCAAUAUCCGUUCUGAAAAUCAGUAUUCAUUGCAGCAUACUCCAAACACACUCGCACCUGUGCAAAAACAAAUGCAAUGUGCACCUCAGAACGCUUGCAGUCAGAGUGGCAUGAAUGCGGAAAGAUUCUACUCCAAUCAAAAUGCACAAGGGCGAUAUAUUGAAGGUUUGCUGACAGCAAAAACAAAUGAAGAUAUGUGUAGAUUAGAGAACACUAUCUUGGCUAUUCCACCAUAUGGCCAUACUAAUCAGAUUCCUCAGAAUAAGGGGUCUACAGUAUCCAGCAAUGUGCCAGGCAAUCAGCUUCCUGUUGAGAGAGGAACAUAUCAACCUCCUGACUACCCAACUCAGAAUCUUCAACUAAUGCAAAGAGCGAACUAUGUUGCCCAGCAGUAUGCCAACUUGUCAUCUCAACAACCAUCAAAGUCACAACAGCUACUACAAACAGCACCUGCAGUACAGCGUUAUAAUCCCAAUGGUAAUGCGGUUUCCAUCAAUUACCAUACAGUACCAUCACAAAGUUAUCAGCAGACUGUCAGUUAUGGAAAUUCUCAGAAUCGGGGACCACAACCAACUCAGAAUUUUGAUAAACCCAUUACAUAUGCUUCCUAUAGACAAUCCAGAAGCAAGGUUAACCAUUCCCAGCCAGUUCUGCCAAAAGUGCCAACAUCAUCUCCGGCUCAGUAUAACAUACAAAAGGGAGGAGCUCAGGACUUAAAGUGGAGUUUCCCUUCCAAUAUUGCAAGUAAAAAUGCCAGUGAAUGUCUUCAGAAUCUGCAAGCCCAAUUAAUGCCAAACUGCCAGACAGGGCAGUCAGAGGGUUCUGUUUUAGUUGAUAGGUCUUCAGAAAGUUACCAAACAAAUACACACAGUGCCUCUAUACCAAACCAGCCUGUUCACAAUCAAACAAAUGUGAAUGCAUCACAGACAUUUAAUGUGCAGCAUGGACAGUCUUUUUCCACCCAAGCACAAAAUUACCUCCCACAAGCUGCUCUGCAACCAGUCGCAAAUAAUCCUGAACGGGCUCGCGAGUUGCAAAUGUUGCAAUAUAUUAAGACUUUGCCCCCAAACAGCAAAGCAAGAGAAGAGUUUUAUUUGCUAAUUAAUCUAUAUAAAAAAGUCAAGCAAAACAUGUUUCAGUUGGUUUUGGAAGGAGAACGUAAAAUGCAAAAUGCGCAAUUGCCAGUCAGUGCUACACAAGAAGUUGUGAGUUCCUAUCCCGAAGCUGAACUGAAAUCUGUUUUAAUGCAUCAGCCAAUGGUAUCCAACGUUCCAGUACCACCAGCAAGUUGUAGGGCACAACAACAAAAUGUGACGCAAAGUCCCUCACUUCAGAUGAGGGGAAAUGGAAACCAAGCCAAUCACUCUUCCUCACAGAAGCUUGAACCUCUGAGUCAAACCUAUACCUCUGAAGGGUGGAAUGUAAAUGCUCAAGCUUUGUAUUCUGUGUCUGGUCAGGAGAAUCCUAUGAACACACGUAAUGAUUGUAAUCAGUCUUCCAGUUCUGACUCUUAUAAAUUAGCCCAAGAAAGGGCUGUGACAUCCCAUUUAUUACAGAACAAUUCGGCUACAGUGAACUUGUUGCAAAACCUAAAAAAACUUUUGCCUUCCAGUGUUGGCAACCAAAUGGAAUGUGUUCCUCAAACGAAAACAUUGCCACAGCACAGUGAUUCUUCAGCAAGUCCUCAGAUGAACAGAAGAACUCCUAAUCAUAACGUAAACUUUGUGUCUGGUGUUGGUCAGACAACUACUGUAAAUUUCGAAAAUCAAACUGAUCAGUCAAAUAACCAAACCAGCACUUUGCCGCAGCAGGCUAAUUUUUCUGUAAGUCCUCAGCAAAGCAGGAAGAUGCCUCAAUUUCAGGUUAAUGUAACCCUUGUACAAAGUAAUGGUCCACUAAGGAAUAAUGCAACUAUUGAAAAUACCAGUGGUCCAUCGAGUAUCCAGGAAACCCCUUCACCAACGGCACAAAGUGCAGAUGUUUUAUCCAGUUCAUUAGAAGCCAUAGAUACUUGUCUCACAAUGUGGAAGACUAAGCCACAUAAUGUGUCUGGGGCAAAUCAACUUUUGUUAAAACAAAAUAAACAAACUAUAGGGGACAGCACUGCCUCAAAUGGUGAUUGCUUAAAUGAAUGGUUAAAAGACCCUUCUGUCAUAUGUAAUGAUGCUCCUGUUUCAAUAUCUGGUAUUUCUUCACUUAAACAAGAAGCAGGAUCUGCUAAAGUUGGUGAGCCUCAAAUUGCCAUUGUUUCCCCACUAGUACAAUCCAAAACAAAGCGUCAGACGGAGCUCCAGCCUCAAAUAACCCACGAACCAGUCACCCAAGAAGCUACUACCCUGCCCUUUAACAUUACAAGUGAAAAAGUUAAUUCUUAUCUGGGCAGUAUGGAAAAUAUCCCUGGCACGGCUCAUGGAGGCUUCAAACGUCGGUUAUUAAGUGAACUUGAGGUUGUAAAUUCGGUUCUUCAAACAAUAAACUCUGGUAGAACAAUGCCUCUGUUGCAAGAGGAUACACAAAAUACCUCAUUUGUACAAAAACAAAGCAUCAGUGAAUCUUCCAACCAGCUGCUUAUCCAAACUUCAAAUCAAGAAAGUGAAACCGAACAAGACGGUAGCUUUCAAAUAUCUGGUAUCUGUUCCCUCGCUGAAGGAAACUCUUUCUAUGACUCAUCAGUUGCCAUGAUGUUUGUCAAUUCAUCAUUACCACAGGAAGACAACUUGUGCUUCACAAAAAGUGAGGUGCAGGAUGGUCAGGAAAGAGAACCCGAACAAUGUUCUUCUGAGACUCCACAGAUGGAAAAUGCUACAGUUGAUGAUCACAAACUAGAGACUACAGAUGAGGUAAAGGACACUGAUGCAACCUCCCAUUCUAUAGCCUUAAUGCCUGAGUAUUUACAUGGAUCAGACACUCUGAACCUUAAUGUAGAAUAUUCUUGUACUGAGCAGUCUCCACAUGAAAUGGCUAGUGCUGACUUAGACUCCACAAAAUUAUCUGAUCAGUUGACUGAGCUGUUAUCGGAAUUCCCCUAUGGAAUAAAAAAUUAUGUGUCAGAACUUGCUGAUAAAGUAACAAACCCUGUAUCUUCACCCAUUAAGAAAGAACAAAGUCCGGUUGGUAAUGGAUGUUUCUUAGUUGAAGAACCACCUAGACUUCAGCAAGUAUUAAAAGAAGUGCCUUCAGUUAAGACUUUUUCUAUGUCAUUUAAAGAACUACCUCAAGCUGAGCACCCAAACGAUGAAGAGAGUAAUUUAGGUGACAGUGUAUCUCUAUCCGUUAAGGAAGACCUACCUCCACUUGAGAGAGAAUCGUCCCUACUUCUGGAAAAUUCUUCAUGUUCUGAGAAAUUAAGUGAGCCGCCCCUUCCUCAGCUUGAGAGAGAAUCACCACUAGUUCUGGAAAAUUCUAUGUAUUCUGAACAAUUAAGUGAGCAGUCCUUUGACAGCAUACAGAUUACAAUACUAAGUCAGGAAGAAAGUGCUAAACUUUUUCCUGGUACAGCAGAUACAGAGUUGUUGCAUGAUUUGCCUGUGGAAAAAACGGAGGACACAAGUAAUGCAGUGCUGGAUGACUCCCAGUCCAAAGAUGGUAUUGAGAAGUCUGAUAAGGAGAAUGUGGAAAGUUCAUCAAAGAAAGAAAUGCCUGAUGAGUUUUGUUGCCUGUUUAAAUGGCUCACGUAUGCAUAUGGGAAAGCGCCAAAAUGCUCGUGUAACUUAGCAGAAGUCAAAAGCGUUAAACAGUCUCUAGUAAACACAGUGCUUGACGAAACAUCUGGUUCUUCUGACAUAAAUGAUUCAUCAAAGCCCAUAUUACCAAAUUCCACAAAUACUAAUUUUAUAGAUAGUGAGCCAUCUCCAAACUCUGUGUGCCAAUCUUCAGGUGAAAAUGAAGUGUCCUCAUUUGUGAAGCAGACAGAAUGCAAAGAGGUGCAAUCAGUCGCUAAAUUUAAACCUCCAAUUUCAAACAGUACCCCAAACUUGCACGUGGAGAAGAAGUUAAAAAGAUCUGAAUCCUGGGGAAAGAAAGCUACCAAAUCUGUUUAUGAAAACAACAAAUAUGUCAAACUUGGAAAACCUGACUGCAAGAAUAGUUCAAGAGAGGAGGCUUCAAAAAAAGCUAAAUUUGACUCCACAUCUUCAAGAAAACCAGAUAAACUGAUAAUUAAGACUGACUUUUUGAAAAACAGGAACUUUAAAAAAGACAGAAACCGUUCACCAGAGUCAAAAAGUACUCAAUCGGCAAAUGGUGCAGGAGAUUGUUCCCAAACAUCCACCUCUCAAAACCCAGCCAGGGAGGUCGUGAAAAAACACAAUUCAAAAAAAGCUAUAGGUGAAAAUGUAAAACAGCCUGCGCGGCAACAUCAUUCCACAGAGCGGUUUUCAAAACCUAGCCUGGAAAAAUCCAAACCUUUCUCGUCCAGCCUUGAUAGUGACAUGCCGAUUAAAUCUGCUAACAAGUGUGAUAAACCAAAAACCUUGCCAGAUUACCUGCAAAGAAGACCUUCUAACAGCCACGGCAAAGGGCAGGAGCCAGUAUUCACACAAACAAAAGGUCAAGAAAAAAAUUCGAAUAAAUACUCACAUCCUGAGAAUCAAAAAAUUGGACCUAACUGGAAUGGGCAUCGAACAAGCCGUAUGAACAUAAAAUCUCCUGCAAAAGCUAAACACAUUUCCUCAAAAGUGAGCUCUGAGCAAGCAACGUUAACUAAAAAUUUAAAUCGCUUAAAAAGAGAACUAUCAAAAAGUAAAAGCUAUAUAUCAAACAAUAGCCGGCAAAUUAAUUCUAAGCAGAGCACUCAAGGGGGAAUGUCAGCCUCAAAUAAAGUGUCAGAUCUGACAAAUUCAUCAGCAAGUAAAGAUAAAAUUUAUUUGGGUCCUUUUCAUACGUUGAAAAGUCCAUCUCAGAAUAGCAUUAGUCUAACAAAGCUGGAAGUCAGGUCUGCACCAGACAAAUCUGGAUUCAUUCACGGUGACAGGAGGCGUAAGUCAUUUGAGCAAGCUUCACGGACUAAUUCGUCAAGUACUGUUGUGAAGAAGACAAGUAGCCCAAAAAUGUUAGAAUUUAAACUCUGUCCUGAAUUGUUACAGAAAAGUCCUUUGGCACAUGUCCACUCGGAAGAGCCAAAGACCAAAAAUGAACAAAAUAGAAUUGAAGGUAAGGUAUAAUGUUUUCUUUAGUCUAUUUCUAUAUAGCUGUUCAUUUUGGAUUUGCCUAAAAUGUAUGUUUCUUUAUUUUGUAGGAAUUAAAAGCAAGAAGGAGGCAUGGUUUAAAGAUAUUCCAUUUAAAAAACGUAGACUUGAAAGCUUUGAAGAACAAAGUAAGUUAAUACGGUCUUCAAUAUGUUUUUGGAUGGUCGUGUGUCUCUACCACUUCAGAUAAGAACAGCUGUAAUAUGAGCAUUUUGUUGCAAUCUAUAUUGGGUCCAUAACAUAUGGCUAACAUGUUGGGAAUUUGAAUAUGUAGUAGAAUUUGAAUAUGUAGUAGAACACUUGAAGCACCAUAACUACUACAAUGCACUGUAAGUAGUCAAACUGCACACUGCAGUGAUUAUGAUGCUUGUAGUGAUUAAGGGUUUAGAAAAUGUAUCCCUUCUGUUUUUUCCAGUAGAAAGCUCACCUGUUAAAUGUUUUAAUGUGAUGCUUGCUGCCUUAUUUUCUCUCCACUCAUAUCUUGAAGCUGUUAUUACAGAGGUGGUGAUAAUGCAGCAGAAUGACUGAAAUGUGUUUCACUGUGCUCAGACACAAUUUAUAUUACGUAUAGGCAUCAGAUUGCACUUUGACACUUUAUAUUUUACCCCCUACAGAGGACCAAGCUUCUUCACAGUCUUCAGGACCUACUCAGUCUUCUCCAUUAACCGAAACCGAUUCUGCACGGCAAUAUCAGGAUUCCAAAGCUGCAACGUUUCAGGCUUUCCAAAAGAUUUUUCUGGAAAAGAGAAGCCGGAGCCUUGAAAGCUAGCUGAUCAAAACACCUUUGACUUGAAACUGCUGUAAUGGCUGUUUGACUUUUUUGUUUUGCCUUCUUGUUCUGUGAAGGUAUCUUCACUACAAAAUUUACAAAACAGCUGUUGAUGAUCCAGUAUUAAAUAGGGCAUGUUGACCCUGACACUAAAAUAUGCAGUUUAUUUUUUCACUUUUUUAUGGUUUUAAUUUAAUGUACGUCAAACACUGGCGGGUUUCUUUGUUUACAGUAUGCUGCUAUAAAAAGGGUUUACACUUUCUCUACAUUAAGACUUUUUUUUUUUCUCUCAGCAGAAGCCAAAAAAACUCAUGUUUUCCUACCUGAAACGUGAGCAACAAACUGCUGUUAAAGUGAGCAGAUUACAUUGUGAACUUUAGCUGCUAGGUCAAAACUUUGCACUAUGUUCAUUAUAACAGUUUUUUGUUAUGAAAUCUUUGUUAUAGAAUUAUUUUUCACAAGUUGAAUAAAACCUUUUUCUUUUGUAAAGAUGGUUUGAAAAGUCUCUAAUUUACUAAACUGCAUGCAGUUACUUAAUCAUGUUUGUUUUUUUUCAUUUAAAAUUGAACUCUUUGUUAUAUUCUCUAUGCUGUCCCUGUAAAAAAUAAAUAAUUGUGUAUUUAGAUUUAAACCUGCACCACAUAUGAUUGAAUUUACUAAAAUGUUGCACCUUUUAAUACCCCAGUGAAUAGCUGCAAGAGUUCUUAGUCUUUUUCCUCUUAUACCUUAGUUUGUCAUUACAGAACUUAUCUAAUAUUGAACUAAACAUCUUCUGUUACUUUAGAUUGUUAAAGGACUAAGGACCAUGCUGACCGUGGCCAGGGGAAUGGGUUAAAAAUGUUUUAAAAAGUGUGUUCCCAUCCCAUCCACCUGUUUGCAUUUGUAAUAUGUGAUAGGUUUCAGGAUGAGUGUACAGGACACAUAAUCUCCUAAUGAAAUGUUAAAUCAGCUGGCCUGUGGCAUAUUCUUUACUAUAUUUUAAGAGUAAGAAAAGUCAAAGUGUGCGAUUACAUGUAGAUUCUCUGUAAACAUGUUUACUUGUGCAAUGUCUGUUCAAAUGAAAUACUCACUAUGUUCUGUGAUACAUUUUGAUUGAAAUGGCAAAGUAGUGGAAGGAUUUUACCAUUACAUUUUGAAAUGGACAAGCCAAUUGUAAUUGCUAACUAUGUGGACGCAUGUAUUUUUGUAUAAAAUUUGGUUGAUUAAUCAGCACCAUUGUAAAGGAAAAUGUGGGUAAAAUAGCACUUCAAAUUCCUGUUUAAGCAAUGUAUAUGUGAUGUGCACCCCUCCCAGUUCCGCAUGAUACUUAGCAAGUGUUCUAAAAAGGCAUUUAAAUUGUAGAAGUCUUGUACGAUUGCGGUCAAACCUCCAAAGUGGUUAACAUUUUCUUUCCAAACUUAAUGAGUGGUUAUACGCAAACAGUACUGGUAUAUUUUGGCCAUAUUGCAACUAAAAUUGGCUCCCCAUUUUAAAUUACACAAAAUGCUAAACAUUGUACUUGUGAUAUUACCAUAUGAUUACAGUAACCUGUCUGCUUGUCAACAGCUGAGAACUGCAGCUAACGUUUAUAUAAUUUAUUUAUUUUUAAGUGUAAAGAAGCCUGGAUUCCAUACCAAUAUACAUUGUUUAAAUUAAGGGUGGUGUAAAUAUGACAUGACACCACUGCAAUUUCCAAAAAUGUUCCUUGCAUUCUGAAUGAGUUUGUCAGAUCAAAUUAUGCAGAUCUAUUUUAAAAAGGGCUAGAAUGAACAUGUUUGUUGAUUCUUUAUCUAACAAGAAAUAUGCCGUCAUUGAUUCAAGAAUUACAUUUUAUUUUUCCCCUUUCCCUUUUUGUGGCAUCAAAUGGCCAUCGCUUCAAAUUGACGGUGUUUUUAUGGAUCAACAGGAUAAAACAAUAUUUCAAAGAUUGAACACCCCUGUGGAGAAUUAUUUGUCAAGUUCGUUUCGGGCAUUGUAUGCAGCCGCUAUUUGUAGGUUGGAUGUGGCGUGAGUUAUCCCGGCGAUGGCAGAAAUUAAAGGAACAAUUCCGUUUUCUGUGCUCCUCUUAGGUUGUAAGCUUGUUUACGCAGGGCCCUCUUCACUGGCUGUUCCCAUAUGUCAAACAUAUUUAUUAGAAUUGAUUGUCUUUAUGUAUUAUACAGUGCUGAUGAAUAUGUUGGUGCCAAAUCUAUAAUUGUAUGUUUAAGGGUCUCCAUGCUGCUCCUGUAAAAAUAAAAAAUACAAACUGUAACCCAUUAUGGGGCACACUAGACUCCUUUGGUAGCUGCUUUGCCUUCAUAAUGGUUUUGUCCAAUCUAAUAUAUAAACAAUUGGGGACAUAGGGCAUGUGUGGCAAUUCCUGCCUCUGCCAAACAUUAG